Molecule: messenger RNA, 3004 nt
Organism: Bombina bombina (fire-bellied toad)
Lineage: Eukaryota; Metazoa; Chordata; Amphibia; Anura; Bombinatoridae
Gene: ACVR2B
Product: activin A receptor type 2B
Exons: 11
Coding region: 551-2080 (509 amino acids)
Biological process (GO): protein phosphorylation; activin receptor signaling pathway; cellular response to growth factor stimulus
Cellular component (GO): activin receptor complex; plasma membrane
Molecular function (GO): activin binding; activin receptor activity; ATP binding
Source: RefSeq, a predicted model, not a curated record
UAUAUAAUCAAAUAAAUGACUCAUAGUAGUUGCAGGCUGUUUGUGCUAGCUGUAAUCUCCCAUCCUAUCCUGCUGAUACUGCUGCCCCCUCUGGUGAAUUCAAACCCCCUCCCAACAUUAGUCUGACUGCUGGAUCUGUCACAUUGAAGUUUGGGCUCCUGUAUGUCUGAGCCUCCUCCCCACAAGCCCCCCUUUUCUAAUCUGCUUGCUGCAGAAGGUGGAGCCCUUGCAGGAGGGGGGGAGUCACUACUGCUGGUUUUUGAUCUGGCAUUGCCUCUUGCUUUUUUUUUCUGAUUCACACACAUUUUUAAUUCCCACGGAUCCACAUUACACGCGUGCUAACCCCCCGCCCCCUUUUCUUCUUUGAAACUCUACCCACGCGUGGGUGAUCCCAAUUCUCUACCUUUUUGCAACACUCCCUGACUUACUCUAAAGUCACCGUGUUGAGGAUACAUUGUUGCAAAUGUGAAGGAAUUAGCUCCACCGGAUGGGAUUAUAUCUAUUUUCAUUCUAUGUUUCUUGAGAAAAGGAUCGUGGAAAUCCGAAGGAUAUGGGUGCUCUGGAGCUGACUUUUGCACUUGUUCUUGCAACUUUUUGUGCAGGCUCAGGACAUGAAGAGGCAGAGAAAAGAGAAUGUGUCUAUUACAAUGCCAACUGGGAACUGGAGAAAACAAAGCAGAAUGGCGUGGAAGUCUGUGAAGGAGAGAAGGACAAGCGGCUGCACUGUUAUGCGUCCUGGAGAAAUAAUUCUGGCUUCAUAGAAUUGGUGAAGAAAGGCUGCUGGCUAGACGACUUCAACUGCUAUGACAGGGAGGAAUGUAUAGCAAAGGAAGAAAAUCCUCAAGUAUUUUUCUGCUGUUGUGAAGUCAACUAUUGCAAUGAGAAGUUUAUUCAUUUACCCGACUUAGAACCCUUUGACCCAAAGCCACAACCAACAACUUCUCUUCUCAACAUUUUGGUUUAUUCUCUUCUUCCUAUCGCUGGUCUCUCUAUGGCCAUUCUUUUGGCAUUUUGGAUGUAUCGGCACCGUAAACCUCCUUACGGACAUGUCAACAUCAAUGAGGACCCAGGACCAACACCUCCUUCCCCUAUGGUUGGUCUUAAACCUUUGCAGUUACUGGAAAUUAAAGCGAGAGGACGUUUUGGCUGUGUCUGGAAAGCUCGGCUAAUGAAUGACUAUGUAGCGGUGAAAAUCUUCCCCAUUCAGGAGAAGCAGUCGUGGCAAAGUGAGAGAGACAUUUUCAAUACGCCAGGCAUGAAGCAUGAAAACCUCUUGCAUUUUAUUGGAGCUGAGAAGAGAGGAUCAAACCUUGAAACUGAGCUGUGGCUGAUCACCGCAUUCCAUGAUAAGGGCUCACUGACAGAUUAUCUGAAAGGCAAUGUCAUAAACUGGAAUGAACUUUGUCACAUCGGAGAGUCAAUGUCUCAUGGGCUGGCCUAUUUGCAUGAAGAUGUGCCCCGUUGUAAAGGGGAGGGACACAAGCCUGCAAUAGCUCACAGGGAUUUUAAAAGUAAAAAUGUAUUGCUAAGAAAUGAUCUGACAGCAAUUUUAGCAGACUUUGGGUUAGCAGUUCGAUUUGAACCUGGAAAGCCCCCCGGAGAUACCCAUGGACAGGUUGGAACCAGGCGGUAUAUGGCUCCAGAGGUGCUAGAGGGAGCAAUUAACUUCCAGCGCGACUCUUUUCUCAGGAUAGACAUGUAUGCCGUGGGACUGGUACUCUGGGAGCUUGUAUCAAGAUGUACGGCAGCCGAUGGACCUGUUGAUGAGUAUAUACUGCCAUUUGAAGAAGAGAUUGGUCAGCAUCCGUCACUGGAAGACCUGCAAGAAGUUGUCGUUCACAAGAAAAUGCGGCCAGGAAUCAAAGACCACUGGUUGAAACAUCCUGGUUUGGCUCAGCUGUGCACCACAAUUGAAGAAUGCUGGGACCAUGAUGCAGAGGCACGACUUUCAGCAGGUUGUGUAGAGGAACGCAUAUCCCAGAUACGCAAAUCGGUGAAUGGCACUACCUCGGACUGCCUUGUUUCCAUUGUUACAUCAGUCACUAAUGUAGACUUGCCACCCAAAGAGUCAAGUAUAUGAGCCACAGGUUACCUUUGUCUUUCCAGGCUCAGUAAAUUCAAAAAUAAAAUCUUUUUAAGAAAAAUACAAAAAAAAAAAAAAAAAAACACACACGAAGAGACAACACAUGAAUGCAGCUGCUAUUUUAUCUUGACUUUUUUAUUAUUAUAAUUAUUAUUAUUAUUUUUUAUUUUUUUGGAUUGGAUCAAUUUUACCAGCACGUUUCUAUUGUAUUAAAAAAAACAAAAAAAAAAACAUAAAAAAAUAUCAGAGAUCUCAGAAAGCAUUCAGGUGCCGACUUAUGAAUGCCGAAAUGGUGCAGGUACUUCAGAACCUCAACAAAACAAACUCAUUUUUGGAUACCUUUUUGGUUUUUCUCAACGAUCAUAUUUGUUUUCUUUUUUUAAUUUUCUGAAGAGGACCUUUAGGAAACCAUCUACUAUCUUUAGUUAACAAAAUGCUGCAGACUUUGUAGUAAGCUUGAAGACUGUUACAAUAUGAUAGACCUUUCAAACACAGGAUUCCCUCUUCAUAACUACCCUUGUCUGUUUCUUCUUUUAGAUAGUGUGCUCCAAAAACCGUCUGUUGUGUCUUUUACGGAUUUAACGGGUGUCUGUAACAUGAAGAAACUUGGCAGAGAAUGUUUUUUUUCUUUCUUUCUGAGAGCUCAAUAAUUGGGAGGUUCUAUGUGUGGGCAAACUGGGCUUGUAUUUUGCAGCAUAUGUGACACGCCACCAAUAGCUAUCAAACAACCUCUCAGGUAUCUAUUAUUAUAGAAAAGUAUGCUCUUCUAUUGAAGAGCAUUGCUCUAAGGAGGAGUACAGAGAAAGUUUAUGAUCCUUUUGAAAUGGAGAUAUGAGGCAGUUUCAAGAAAAUAGGGUUUUAAAGUCCAUAGCAUGUGACUCAAGUUUUCUUUUAUUAAACAAAAUGUAGCUGCCAGUACCA